Brenthis ino (lesser marbled fritillary) is the source of this 540-nucleotide messenger RNA. The record is from the annotation of a GenBank genome assembly. NCBI's taxonomy places the organism in Eukaryota, Metazoa, Arthropoda, Insecta, Lepidoptera, Nymphalidae.
AUGCCGAAAAACAUAACAAGUGAGGUUCGAGAGAUAAUUUUAAAAGUUAAGGAGUUUAUGGAUGAAGAAAAACGCAUGCAAGUGCCAAUAAUACCGCUAAGUAAAGUGUAUGUACGCGUAUCUGCCGCCACAGGCGUAUCAGAACGUACUGUUCUAAAUAUAGUUAAGGAAGCGAGGCUUGUUGAACAAGGUUUAUUGGACCCAGAAACACUUAAGAAGGCACCUAAAAAAAGGGUUCGAACAAAAGGAAGAAUAGAAGUUGAUGAGUAUGAUCUACAAGUUAUUCGAAGAAAAAUACAUGAAUUUUAUGCCUUCAAAAAAGAAGUACCAACAAUAAAUAAACUAUUGCAAAUACUUAAAGAAGAAAUCAACUUUAAAGGUUCAAGAGAAACACUGCGUAAAAUACUGCACAAAAAUGGAUUUCAAUUUAGAAAAACAAAAAAUAAUAAAGAAAAAGAUCAACCUCCAGAAUCAACUUCAUCAGUACCGGCUAUGGUACCUCCAUAUAUAUCUAUGUUUAGCCAUAAAAAUACUCAGCCU